This is a messenger RNA of Fraxinus pennsylvanica, 1098 nucleotides long. The record is from the annotation of a GenBank genome assembly. Lineage: Eukaryota; Viridiplantae; Streptophyta; Magnoliopsida; Lamiales; Oleaceae.
AUGGCCUAUACCAUCGCAGUGUUGGCAAUAUUACCGGUUAUCAUGGCCGUUCUUCUCUACCGACUCGAUACCUUCGCUCCGGCUCAAUAUCCCGAUCACGAGUUGACUCCAAAGCAACCCCUAUUUGUGCCUAAACGAAACAGUCAGAUGCUUCAUGGGUCGGAAAAAAUCGGGGCUGGUCAGCUGCUGGGGCCGGAAGAUAUAGCUUACGAUCCCAUCACCGGAAUUAUAUACACCGGCACAACCGAUGGGUGGAUCAACCGAGUCUCGGUUAACAAGUCAGCAGCAGAGUCGAAGGUGGAGAGAUGGGUCAACACUGGCGGCCGACCACUAGGACUUGUUCAUGGACAUCAUGGUGAAGUCAUCAUAGCAGAUGCUGUUAAGGGGUUACUAAAUGUGAGUAGAAAUGGUACAAUAGAGCUGCUGACUGAUGAGGCUGAAGGUCUAAAAUUCAAGCUAACAGAUGCUGUUGAUAUUAAUCUUGAUGGCAUUCUUUACUUUACAGAUGCUUCUUAUAAAUACGCUCUCCAAGAGCUUUCUUCAGAUUUUUUAGAGGGUAGACCAUAUGGCAGAUUCAUGAGUUAUGAUCCGUCUACAAAACAAACGAAAGUGCUACUACAUAAUUUAUAUUUUCCGAAUGGUGUAGCAGUUUCACCAGAUCAGCAUUCUGUUAUAUUUUGCGAGACUCCCAUGAGAAGGUGUAAAACGUAUUACAUAAAAGGUGAAAGGAAAGAGUCCGUGGAUACAUUUAUCGAAAAUUUACCUGGAUUGCCUGACAACAUUCGAUACGAUGGAGCAGGCCAAUAUUGGAUUGCAUUAUUCACAGGAAAUACAUACUUUUUUACUUUGUCACAACGGUAUGCCUUCAUCCGUAAGAUGGUGGCAAUAAUGGCUAAGUACAUGGGUGGACCACCGCGAUUCGAGAAGAAUGGAGGGAUUUUUGCCGUUGAUUUGGAUGGAAAGCCGAUGGCACACUAUUAUGAUCAUGAUCUAUAUCGAACAACAAGCGGCAUCAAAAUUGGGGAGCAUUUGUAUUGUGGUUCGGUACAACUUCCAUACAUCAUGCGCCUUAAUAUAAGCCAAUAUCCAGCAACAUGA